Pyrus x bretschneideri (Chinese white pear) is the source of this 2746-nucleotide messenger RNA. Its product is annotated as subtilisin-like protease SBT3.18. NCBI's taxonomy places the organism in Eukaryota, Viridiplantae, Streptophyta, Magnoliopsida, Rosales, Rosaceae. The record is from RefSeq and is a predicted model, not a curated record. The transcript has 10 exons. Bases 169 to 2547 code for a protein of 792 amino acids. Gene Ontology annotation, molecular function: serine-type endopeptidase activity. Gene Ontology annotation, biological process: proteolysis.
UGUAGCUUGGAAGAGAAAAUAUCAUCAAUGAUGAGCGAAUGUUUCUUGCAGCUUUUGAAAGCCUUCAACUGCACGCACGAUAUGCAUUGUUUGGAAGGCCAUCUACUUGCAGAUUAGUACAACUCUAUUUAAUCUCCAACCAGCCAUGUGAUUCUUCCGCAGGAGACAAUGGCUACUAAUAAUUCUCAGUGUUUUUGGGGCCUUUUUCUUGCACUUUCACUUUAUUUUACUCACUCAACUUCCACACCUCAUGUUUAUAUAGUCUAUUUGGGGCACAACUACAAUGUUCAUGUUCCUCACCUCACCUCAAACCAUCAUCUUCAUCUCCUUUCCAAAGUUUUUGCAAGUGAAGAAGAUGUUAAGCAAUCCAUGCUUUAUAGCUACAAGCACAGUUUCUCGGGGUUUUCAGCUAAGCUCAAUUCUUCUCAAGCAACCGCCUUGGCCCAGAUGGAAGAAGUGAUAUCAGUGUUUCGAAGUGAGACAAUGCAGUUGCACACAACUAGAAGCUGGGACUUCUUAGGCCUUACCUUAAGCAGUAGCAGCACUAGUCCUGAAGGGACUCCAUUGCAACAAGCCUAUGGUGACGACAUCAUUGUUGGGGUCUUCGAUACAGGUAUAUGGCCUGAAUCCGAUAGUUUCCAGGAAGAGCCACGGAUGAGGCCUAUCCCCUCAACUUGGAAGGGAGGGUGUGCUAGAGGAGAAAUGUUUGAGCCAGAAAAAGCAUGCAACCGCAAGCUAAUUGGUGCUCGCUACUACCUCAAAGGUUUUGAAGAAGAAUAUGGGCCGCUAAACAAGAGUGGGAAUCCAGAAUAUCGAUCAGCUAGAGAUUUUUUAGGUCAUGGUACACACACAGCCUCAACAGCAGUGGGUUCAAUAGUGAAAAACAAUGCAAGUUUCUUUGGCUUAGCCUCAGGAACCGCUAGGGGAGGAGCACCGAGGGCUCGUCUAGCAGUGUAUAAAGUAUGUUGGGGAAAGGACUAUGAUGGGAGGUGCUCUGAAGCAGACAUUCUUGCAGCUUUCGAUGAUGCUUUGCACGAUGGAGUUCACGUGAUAUCAGCGUCGUUUGGAUCAAAGCCGCCAUUGUUGCCGCUGUUUAUAUCACAAGCUGCAAUUGGUUCAUUUCAUGCAAUGCAGUUAGGUGUUAGUGUGGUGUUCUCUGCAGGUAAUGAAGGGCCAGAUCCCUCACAGGUCUCAAAUGUUGCUCCUUGGGGAAUUUGUGUAGCUGCUUCCUCUGUUGAUCGAAUGUUUCCAACCCGAAUAAUCCUAGACAAUAAGCUCUUUGUUAUGGGGGAAAGCUUUAUUACCACACCUAUUAAGGCAAAAUUAGCAGAUGCAACCACAUAUUUUGUCAAUGGGGUUUGCAGGCCAGAGAAUUGGAUAAAAUCAAAGUUUGCGGUCGGAAGAGUAAUUCUAUGCUUCUCAAGCAUAGGACCAUACGAAAUUGAUGAGGCAGAAGUAGCUGCCAAGAAAGCGAAUGCAACGGGUUUGAUCUUUGUGGAAGCUGAGACGAGGCAGGUUGAUAUCGACAUCAUUCCCUCAGUCCAUGUCAACCUUGACCAGGGGACUAAAAUCAAGCACUAUCUUGCUCAAUCUCCCACGAAACCUGUCGUGCAGAUAGAAGCUAGUAAAACUGUCAUCGGUAAGUCUCCAGCGCCUAGAGUUGCAUACUUUUCUUCGAGAGGACCAAGCUCACUUGCACCUGAUAUUCUCAAGCCAGACAUAAGUGGUCCAGGGGUCAAUAUAUUGGCAGCAUGGCCUCCUCAAACAUCUCCCACUUUGACACUUGAUGAUAAACGUUCUGUGAGCUGGAAUUUUCAGUCAGGAACAUCAAUGUCAUGCCCUCAUGUGUGCGGAGUCGUUGCCCUUAUCAAAUCUGCCCAUCCAAAUUGGUCUCCUGCAGCCAUUAGAUCUGCUCUCAUUACAACAGCAAACACGAGGGACACAUCCCUUGACAGCAUUCUAGCAGAUGGAUCAACGAAAGCCUCCGAUCCCUUUGACAUUGGUGCCGGCCAUAUUGACCCCAUCAAAGCCAUGGAUCCAGGCCUCGUUUACGACAUGAAAACACGCGAUUACAUUCUGUUCCUCUGCAACAUUGGCUACACCGGUGAUCAAAUCAAUAAGAUUGUUCUUUGCUCUCCCGGAACUGAUACAAGCUGUCCUCAAGUGCCAACUUCAAAUUCCCACAUAAACUACCCCUCCAUCACAGUUUCCAAUCUCCAAUACACCGUGACUAUCAAAAGAAGCGUCCGUAACGUGGGGAAAAAUAAGAAUGCGAUUUAUUUUUGUACCGUUUUGGAACCUGAUGGAGUAGAGGUACAAAUAUGGCCUAGAGUUUUGAUAUUUUCAUGGUUCAAACUAGAAAACACAUAUUAUGUGACGCUCAAACCGCAUAAGAAGUCUCAAGGGAGAUAUGAUUUUGGAGAAAUAGCGUGGUCCGAUGGCUUCCACAAGGUCAGGAGUCCCUUGGUUGUAUCUGUCAACACUACAUGCUGCGACUCUUAUGAAUAUUUGCAUCACUCCUAUUAUCGUAAUUUAAGCUCAUUUUAAAUGUCGUUGAGAACUAUUAUCGGCACUCUAGAAAGUUAUUCUGCACUCGAUGUGCACGACGACUUUCAUCAAUAACAACUCACUACAUUGGUUUUUUGUUUUUAUAUUUUUCAAUUCUAGGGGAUAAAUUUAGUUGUAACAUUUCUAUCAUUAUGGACAAUAAAGUAAUAAACAAAACGUCCUGAGUCAUGUUUUAUGA